AUGUCCGAAGAGAGCCGUUUGAAAGAUUUCCAGGAGGCGAACAAGAUUGUUUUCGAUCCAAGCACAAGGUCAGUAUGGGAAACUCAGGAAAAGAACUCAGCAGGAGGGCCUAGAGGGUCCAAAACGGAGGAAGACGACGCUCAUAGUGCUACAACGUCUGGCAUAGUACCUACGCUGCAAAAUAUCGUCGCUACAGUGAACUUGGAUUGCCGAUUGGACCUGAAAACAGUGGCUUUGCAUGCGAGAAACGCAGAAUACAACCCCAAGCGGUUUGCCGCCGUGAUUAUGCGUAUCAGAGAGCCUAAGACCACGGCACUGAUCUUUGCGUCAGGAAAGAUGGUUGUAAUUGGUGCAAAGUCAGAAGAUGACUCGAAACUAGCCAGCAGAAAGUACGCCCGUAUUAUACAGAAAAUUGGUUUCAGUGCCAAGUUCACAGACUUCAAGAUUCAGAAUAUUGUGGGCUCGUGCGACGUUAAAUUUCCCAUCCGGCUCGAAGGCCUGGCGUUCUCGCACGGAACUUUCUCGUCCUACGAACCGGAGUUGUUUCCGGGUCUCAUCUAUAGAAUGGUUAAACCAAAGAUCGUGCUGCUGAUUUUCGUGUCUGGUAAAAUCGUGCUCACGGGUGCCAAACAAAGAGAAGAAAUCUAUCAAGCUUUCGAAGCUAUUUAUCCCGUGUUGAGUGAAUUCCGGAAGUUGUAG
Lachancea nothofagi CBS 11611 is the source of this 699-nucleotide messenger RNA. NCBI's taxonomy places the organism in Eukaryota, Fungi, Ascomycota, Saccharomycetes, Saccharomycetales, Saccharomycetaceae. The record is from the annotation of a GenBank genome assembly.